Messenger RNA from Rotaria socialis, 606 nucleotides. NCBI's taxonomy places the organism in Eukaryota, Metazoa, Rotifera, Eurotatoria, Philodinida, Philodinidae. The record is from the annotation of a GenBank genome assembly.
AUGGAAUUUGAUAUUAUUAUGAAAAUGGACUUUUCCAUUCGAGAUCUUUAUGAAGAUAUGGACAGAUUACACGUUGAACAAUCAAUUGGUCAUCGCAAGUCGGAUUCAUUUACUGUUUAUCGUGGUCAAGGUUUAGUUAAAACAGAUUUCAAUCAAUUAGUGAAAACAAAAUGUGGCUUAUUAUCUUCUAACAGUUUUUUAUCUACCAGCAAAAACCACAAUGUUUCAUUAAAUUUUGCUCGUCAUUCUAUGUUGAAUUCUGAUUUAAUUGGUGUUCUAUUCAUCAUGACAAUCGAUCCAUCUUUAUCGUCAACUCGAUUCGCUUCUAUCAAAAAUGUUAGCUGUCACCAGACAGAACGUGAAACUCUCGUUUCAAUCCGUAGUAUUUUUCGUAUUGGUCAUAUCAAACAAAUCGAACACGAUAAUGAUCGUCUCUGGCAAGUAGAAUUGAAAUCGGCAAACGAUGCUGAUUCUCAGCGUCACAAGUUUACGGAACGAAUACGACAACGAACGAUGGAAUUAACAGGAUGGCAUGGCCUUGGUCAAUUGCUAAUUAUGAUAAAUCAAUUUUCUAAGGCCGAAGAUUUAUACAAAGUAUUACUUUAG